AUGGCGUCGCCUUCGCCGUCCCGCGCGAGUCUGGACGCGUUCCGGUCGCCGGCCGACAAGAAGAGCUACCGACUCGUGACGCUGCCCAACGGACUGGAGGUUCUGCUCGUGCAGAGCGAUGCCGGGCCAAUUGCCGCUGACGCACGCAGCGACCACGACGACGCCAGCAGCGAGCAAGAGACCAAGGAUCAUGCUCCUCCCUUGGCGGCAGCGUGCCUGACUGUAAACGUCGGUAGUCUGUCCGACCCCGAGGGACUGCCGGGUCUUGCCCACUAUCUAGAGCACAUGAUCUUCAUGGGCAGUGCCAAGUUCCCGGCUGAAGACGCGUUUGAGGCUUUCCUCAGCGCCCACGGGGGCUCCAGCAACGGAGCGACGGAGUGUGAGAGCACCCGCUUCGUCUUUGACGUGGACGCCGCCUACCUCGAGCCGGCGCUGGACAUGUUUGCGAGUCUCUUCGUGGCCCCGUUGCUGCGACGUGAAGCCAUGGAGCGCGAGCUGAAGGCAGUGGAGUCGGAAUUCCAGCGAGUGCGCAACAACAACCCGGUGCGUCUGCAGCAAGUCAUGUGUGAGACGAGUGUGCAAGGACACCCGUACUCGCGCUGCUUCACGUGGGGCAAUGCCGAGAGCCUGAAGCAGAUUCCAGAGCGCGACGGGGUCGACGUGCGUGAACAAAUGGUGGAGUUUUUCAAUCGACACUACGUGGCGCCAGCUAUGAGGCUCUGUGUCUACGGGUGCGAGUCUCUCGAUGUUCUUGAGCAGUAUGUGACUCAGAGUUUCCGGGAUAUUCCACGUAGCCGCAUCGAUUACGAAGAGGUCUCUGUGAUUGAAAAGCUUGGCGUGCCGUAUGGCGGUGGAGCGGGGCAGCGACCGUCGAUCUUGCGUGUUAUUCCCGUGGGAGAAAAGCGCUCCUUGCGCUUGUACUGGAUGCUCCCGGCAAUGAUGCACAAGUACCGACAGAAACCCUGGUACUUUGUGGGUCAUUUAUUGGGACACGAAGGCCCAGACUCGAUUGCCUCGAUCCUCAAGCGGCGGAAUUGGGGUACCGACGUUAUCGCUGGCACUUCGGAUCGAGACGCCUACGAGUUUGGGUCCUUUGGUCUCGUGUUUGAAGUUCGCGUAACUCUAACCGAGGACGGUCUCGCUUGCUGGGAGCAAGUCGCGCAAGUUGUCUUUGACGUUCUUCACCUCUUCUCGGCCAAAGCAGAGCGCGGGGACUUACCCGCUUGGGUGUUUGACGAGCUUCACUCGUCUAGUGAAAUGGACUUUCGGUUCCAAGAGGACACGAAAGCGCCCGUGUCACUCUGCCGGGAACUCAGUGAGCUCAUGCUGCCACGUCACAAGGUCCAGCAAACGUGUGAAGGAGACUUGUUGCGCUACGACCUGCUCCAAGGAGAGUUUGAUGCUGAUUUAGUUCGCGCUUUGCUGGCCGGACUCACCGUCGAUAACGUUCGUGUUGUAUUGCUCGCGUCAUCGCUGGAAGAUUCUCUCAACUCCGAGGAGCUUCAGACUGAGCAGUGGUUUGGUGCCAAGUACACCGUGAAUUCUAUCCCAGACGCUGUGCUUGAAGCGUGGUCCCACAUUUCUGUUGAAUCUGCCGAGUUAUCGCCACUACCAACGCCCAACCCGUUCAUACCUCGAGACUUUUCGGUACUACCUUGUGAGCCAGCCAACAAAGGAGACGCCGAUACCCCUCCCGACCUCAUUCUCUCGACCUCACAGACGCAGCUCUGGUACAAGCGCGACCGCACAUUUUUGGUGCCCAAGGCCAGCGUCAGCUUCCUCGUCAUGUUACCAGCCUCCACCGCAGCGACUCAUAUGCUAGCUGAAUUGCACGUUGAGUUGGUGCGGCAUCGAUUGCAGCACACGCUGGAACAAGCAACUGCAGCGAAUUUCGAUGUCGAGCUGGACGUGCGAGACGAAACGGUCGAGGUUGUCGUGGCGGGCUUCAGUGACACUUUGCCAGCUCUCGUUCGUGCUGUCAUGCUAGAAGUUUUGCGGUCAUCGAAGGCGUCGGAGGUUGCGUCGGAGCUGACUCUGGCCCGAGAAGAGCUGGAGCGCGAGUACCUCAACGCAACGUUGUCUCCUCGAGCGAAGGCGUACGAGUUGCGUCUGCAAAUGCUCGAGAGUAGGGCCGUGACCACAGACGACAAGCUGGGGGCGCUCCAAAGCAAGGAAGGUCGUGAAAAGGAGCUCGCAGCAGACCUCUCACGCUUCACGACCACCGUUCUCGGUCGGAGUGAAGGAGUGCCAGCGAUACGCUGCCUGGUUAUCGGCAACAUGAGUCGUGAAGCUGCCGUCAAACUUGUGCACGAAGUCGAGGGCGUCACGACAGGAGACUCUACUGCACAGUUGACUUAUGAACCAGACGCGGAGCUCGAGCCUGAGCCGCCUCUCUUGGCUCCCCGAUACCACACAAUCGCGUUGCCACCGACCAGCAAUGGAUUGCUAGUUCGUCGAGAAAGUGAGCGCGUUGGGGAGCGGAACUCCGUCGUGGAGGUGUACUUCCAGAUCGGCAAAGUCGGCGCGGAAGAUCGAGCGUAUGCACUCUUGCUGCGGGCUCUGUUGGCUCAACCUCUAUUUCACGAGCUCCGCACCAGACAGCAACUCGGUUACACGGUGACGUGCAGCAUUCGCGAUACGCAUGGAGUGCUGGGUCUCAGUGUGAGCGUGCAGUCCGCCUCCCACGCGGCUGGGGCUGUAGCGAAGAAGCUCGAUGUCUUUCUGCAUGAAGACUUCCCCCACGAGCACCUCCUCUCGGAGAAGCGACUGUCGCCCAAACGCUUUGCAGCCCACGUCCAGACACUGCAAAGAGUAUAUGCGCGACCAGACUCGACGUUGGUGGAGCAGAGCGAACGGUACUGGGAAGAAAUCGUUAGCGGUCGGCUGGAGUUCGACUUGGACGUUCGCAUAGCCAACGCUCUGGGAAGCUGUACGCGUCAGGGCCUGGUCAAGCGGUACCAGUGCUGGCUGCAAGGCAGUACUAGCUGCUGCAACGACUGCCCAAAGAGUCCCCACUCAAAGCGCAAGGUGCUUCACAAAGCGAGCAACAAAGGCCAUCGCGGCCCUCGAAAGCUCAGAGUGCACGUAGUGGGCAAAUGCAGCCCGUUCAAGCCGCUCGAGCAACUCGUGCCUCCAGACAAGACGCCGGUGAUCAUCACAGGCGACCUUCAUGAUUUCAAGCGCGAGCUGCAGUGCCAUUGCCACGUUGAGGAUAAUGCUGCUGGAUGUUAA
Messenger RNA from Phytophthora sojae, 3231 nucleotides. RefSeq lists its product as hypothetical. The transcript has 2 exons. Gene Ontology annotation, molecular function: metalloendopeptidase activity; metal ion binding. Bases 1 to 3231 code for a protein of 1076 amino acids. Gene Ontology annotation, biological process: proteolysis. The record is from RefSeq and is a predicted model, not a curated record. NCBI's taxonomy places the organism in Eukaryota, Oomycota, Peronosporomycetes, Peronosporales, Peronosporaceae.